AAGAAGUAAUAAAUUUCAACAAAAAUGGUUAGACGUGGACGUUCUGCAAGCCCCCCACCAGCUUCAAGAAGAAGUGCACCCGCUCCUGCACCCUCCCAAAAUGUGCCAGCCCGUGCUGCUCCCCCAGCCCAGCCACCAGCACCCGUGCAGGCUGCACCCACCGCUGUAGGUGCACCCCAACAACCCUCUAUGUUCCAACAGAUGGCCGCUACCGCUGGUGGUGUUGCUGUCGGUUCAGCUGUUGGCCACGCCGUAGGUCAUGGUAUUACCAGUCUCUUCAGUGGCAGUGGUGACAAAGAAGCUGCAGCUCCCGCUCCAGCUGCUGCUGCACCAGCUCAACAACAAUACUAUGGUGGUGCUGCUCAACCCAAUGAACCACAAGGACCCUGCAGCUGGGAAAUUAAACAAUUUUUGCAAUGUGCCCAGGGACAAUCGGAUUUGACUUUGUGCGAAGGCUUCAAUGAGGCGCUACGUCAAUGCAAGGCUCAACAUCAUAUUUAA
Molecule: messenger RNA, 501 nt
Organism: Musca vetustissima
Lineage: Eukaryota; Metazoa; Arthropoda; Insecta; Diptera; Muscidae
Gene: Chchd2
Product: coiled-coil-helix-coiled-coil-helix domain-containing protein 2
Exons: 2
Coding region: 25-501 (158 amino acids)
Biological process (GO): mitochondrion organization
Cellular component (GO): mitochondrion; nucleus
Source: RefSeq, a predicted model, not a curated record